AUGGUAUAUGCUACUAACGUACGUACAGUCUUCAAUUGUCAGGCUUGGCCCUCUGCCAGUCAUUGUGUUAUUGGUGAAAGCGGAAAACAGCUGCUAGCCCACGGAAAGAUUUUCCAGGAUAUGUGGCGUUUGCAACGAAAGCUUCUGCAACCAGCUGCAGCUGUUGCAUUACUGAUCCUCGUUUCGUACACCAAGAAAGGUCCUGCUCAGCUUCUCAGAGUCAAUGUAUAUCCGAACGGCGUUGAUCAAGGCUCACCUGCCUGGUUUGAGUGCGAAAAGCGAGCAGAUCACAACUCUGUGACCGUUAAGUAUUGGGAGGUGAAUGGUAAUCGCAUUGAGGUGAAUGCUAGUGGAGUGACGUCCAACGGAAGGCUCAAAAUCGUGCCUCCUACUACGCUUCGGAUAUACAACAGUCAACCUGAGGACAGUGGAAGGUACACUUGUGCAGCAGAGAUUAAUGGCAAAAUUCAAAAAGGCUCUAAUCUAUUCACAGUUUUCAGGCCUAUAGAAACGUAUCCUGUGCCUGUAGUGAGGGCUGUUAAUGGCAGGAACUGCGUUAUGACAUGUAAUGGGAAAUAUUACAGGGAGAUUGUGUGGUUGAGGAACAAAGAGAGAAUUGUGGAACAGCAACCAGAUCAAUUUUUAUCACCUGGAAAUGGUUCUUUGUUGUUUAUCACGAAAGUUACUAUGGCUGACAGUGGGAGUUAUGUUUGUCAGUUUAUGUCUCUACGGCUAGCAUAUCGAGAUGCAGAGCUACUGGUCAUUGACCCGAUGACACGUGUUGUUGCCUCUUCAUUAAAACCUGCAGCUGAAACCGGACACAGUCUGCAGCUACGAUGCAGAGCUAAUGGUUAUCCACCUCCUGACAGAGUUCAAUGGUUUAAUGGAUCAGCAUUAAUACAAGCCACAGACAGAGUGUCAUUUGUCUACGACCCCAAACGUGCAAUUGCAAUUUUGACUAUACACGUUGUGACAAGGUUUGAUUCCGGCAUAUAUAAUUGCACAUAUCAACAAGAGCUUGAGUCUAAAAAGUAUCAUUACCUAUCUGACACAGUUUCAGUUGUUGUGUUUGGAAAACCAGAUCCAGCAAGAGAUGUCGUUCCAACUCUGCAAGGAUUGCUUGGUGUACAUGCCGUGUUCAAAGUGCAUCUGUCAUGGAAGACUCCCAUCUAUACAGGACACUUGAAGAUGCUUGCAUAUCGUGUUGUCUACUGGAACAAGAAGAUGUGCAAAAACUAUCCAAGUAACUGUGCCAGUAUGCAAGAGUAUUGGCUUGACUCGUCAAGACUAUCUCACAACUUUACGUUUCCAAAGUAUCGUGGUAGCACCACGAUCUGCUUUGUUGUACAGUCAGUCAACACAAAUGGAUUGAGCAAGCCCAGUGAUCGUGCAUGCACGUCGUUUAUACCAAUGCCAGUAGAAGUUUCUACAAGCAAAUCACGCGUUGCUACAACAGAAGGCCUAGCCACAUCAACUCAACUACCAGCAACUUCUUUAACUAUGGCACCUGAGAAACAGCGCAAUUUUCAAUUGUUAAUGGAAAGUGAGGAAGAACUGUGCUCAGGAUCAUUGCAGGUGGAUGAGAUGAUGCUGUCUGAAGCCAUUGCUGCAUUGUUUUCGUGGCUGUGUUCAUGCCAUGUUCCCAUCAGUAGCGUCAAAAUGAUGUCUGGCACCCAGUUUGGUGGUGUUCUCUUGUUGCAUGGUUCAGUCUGCAGCCCUGAUGCCAAUCACUUGCUCAACAACUUGUCGUCUUACAUUCAAACAGGCCCACGCCAUCCACAUAUUCAACUCGAUGGUAGUUAUCUCACUUUUCUUAGACAUUGUCCCACUGCAGUACAAAAUGGAGACUCGCGCUGUGUUUUGGAUGAAGACAUCAAAACUGUUAUGAGCUGCUCCAGGGAAACAACCACCACGUCUUUGUUUCCGACCGUUUUAUUUCAAGAAAAUGUUGAAAGCUCGUGGUCUCUGCUGCAGAUUGGUUUGGUGUCAGGAAUAGGAGCAGUGGCAGUCAUAUUUGUUUUUGCAUUUAUGUGUCUUCUUCACUUUCAGUUGCAUGCAGAUCGGAAUGCUAAGUCUAGAUGUCAGGAGAAACAUACUCGUGCAGUCAAACCGACAGGGGGCACGUCAAGCAUGACUGAUUCGAUUUCUCAUAGUCAGACAUCUGACUGCAAUGUACGUACCAGUACUGUUGAAUUCUCUGACCACCAGGUGUAGCAUAUGCAAAGGAUCGAAAGAUUUUCGUGGAUGGAAGGUUGCAUGCAGUCAUAGCUAGAACUCACUAGAAUGCCUGCUCUACAUAUUCUAUAGCCAGUAAGCCACAACAUUUCUGCAGCUAAGGUAGAAAAUGAAGGUCACAGCUAGCCGGCCGUUAAGCUUGAACCCCAUCAUAUAUUCUGCAGGUAGCCCGAAUGCCUUAGUAAAUAGAUUUGUUAUACUUUCAUGCUUUUUUGCGUUGAGUUGAUGACACUAGUAUACGUAGAAUAUGAUCAUUUGUGUUUCUAAAUUUGUUGUAUUUAUGCAGUCAAGUAGAUUGGAAAUUAUACGAUUUUGUCUGUUA
Molecule: messenger RNA, 2557 nt
Organism: Corticium candelabrum
Lineage: Eukaryota; Metazoa; Porifera; Homoscleromorpha; Homosclerophorida; Plakinidae
Exons: 9
Coding region: 1-2214 (737 amino acids)
Molecular function (GO): protein binding
Source: RefSeq, a predicted model, not a curated record